Messenger RNA from Anopheles arabiensis, 1115 nucleotides. Its product is annotated as microfibril-associated glycoprotein 4-like. Bases 89 to 1090 code for a protein of 333 amino acids. The record is from RefSeq and is a predicted model, not a curated record. Lineage: Eukaryota; Metazoa; Arthropoda; Insecta; Diptera; Culicidae. The transcript has 3 exons.
UCUCAAUGCUACGGAACUACGGAGUCGCCGGGUGUGCGGUUAAGCAAAUGAUCGUUUGCAUUUACUUAAGAAGUUAGUUGUUCAUAAAAUGAUCAUAUUUUUAAUCUUAACAUUAACUGUUUCUCAAGCGAUUGGUGAAGUAGAACAGAACGCAGGAUGUGGGUUUGGAUUCGAGCUGUUGAUGGCAAAGUUAGAAGCAAUCGAAGACAGAUUGAUUGCUCUUGAAACACGGCUGGAGAAUGCAUCACCAAACACAAUACAAACCGAGAAUAUUCAAGCAGUCCAAAAGUCAGAAAGAAUCGUUGAAGAACGUUCCAAUAUCGUUCCAGUGCCUGAGACCAACAGCAACCAACCAAUACAACAGCCAACAGAGGCGAAAGUCGAACCCGCACGGUCAAAGUAUCCACUCGGCAUCGAGCCUACGGCAGAACAGCUUGCACUAGGUGAAGACAGCAUUUACAGCUCGUGCCGCGAGGUCCCAUCCAGGGUCAGUGGCACAUUUCUUAUCAGAAUUUCGGACGAUGCCCGGCCAAUGAAUUUGCUCUGCGAUGCGCACGCAAACGACGUCGGGUGGAUCGUGGUGCAGAAUCGUUUCAACGGUUCGGAAUCGUUCUAUCGCAAGUGGAGCGACUACGAGGCCGGAUUUGGCAGCUUGGACGGGGAGUUUUGGCUCGGGCUGGAGCGCAUUAGCCAGCUGGUGAACAAUGGGCGCCGGUGGGAGAUUAUGUUUUUGCUGACAAACUGGGGAGGACUUAUACAGUACAGCAGGUUCACCAAGUUCCAGUUUGGCAAUGCGGAUGAUGGAUAUAUGCUGAAGCAGGCGACAUCUUACUCGGGCAAUGCGGGCGACUCGAUCAGCCGACAUGCGGGUAUGAAGUUUACAACGUACGAUCGAGAUAACGAUGCGGCACCGUACAACUGUGCGAAGAAGCAUCGCGGUGGUUGGUGGUACCAUCAGCAGUGUGUUACCAGCAAUCUUAAUGGUCUGUACGGGAAUACGUUUAGUGAUCAGUCAAACAGUUGGAUGACGAUGAAACCUAAUGGUUGGGGAUUGAAGGCAUCUAAAAUUAUGAUACGUGAAAUGUUGUAAAUGGCACUACUACUUGUAAUGGUAA